Syngnathus acus (greater pipefish) is the source of this 1544-nucleotide messenger RNA. Its product is annotated as odorant receptor 131-2-like. NCBI's taxonomy places the organism in Eukaryota, Metazoa, Chordata, Actinopteri, Syngnathiformes, Syngnathidae. The transcript is spliced from 3 exons. Gene Ontology annotation, molecular function: G protein-coupled receptor activity. The record is from RefSeq and is a predicted model, not a curated record. Bases 381 to 1388 code for a protein of 335 amino acids. Gene Ontology annotation, cellular component: membrane. Gene Ontology annotation, biological process: G protein-coupled receptor signaling pathway.
UAGACAGUAUUCUUCAAACGUCAUUCUUGCCACGCAAAAUACACGGGCCGAAAAUCAAUAUGUCCGCCCCCAAAACGUAGCGAAAUCUUUCUGCUUCAUCGCUGGAAUAUUUCCCUAAGAAACACAACAAAUAAUUUAACAGUAUAAACAUGUUAAUGUUGGACCAAAAAUAAGUCCAGAAUAAAUAAUAAACAUUUCAUGUAAACUCUACAGGGAAAUAUGAUUGUUUUAAAACUUUAAAUUUAUAUUUGUGAACGGUUCAGAAAUAGUUGCAAAAUAUUACAGUGGCAUUCUGUGCUAUUGUGUGUGCGUGUGUGUGUUUGUGCGCAUGUGCGCUGGAUCAUCCAAUUUGGGGUAUAAAAGAUAGCUGAAGGGCUGGCAUGGGGACUCAGGUGUAUGCACCUGACACAGCGUGCGGGGACAUGAGCGAAGGCGCGUUGGGGAACGCCAGCGCCGUCAUCCAGUACCGAGACUCGCUGAGCAAAGCGCUGGCCAAGAACCUGCUGGUGCUUGCCAUGGGACUGUCCAUCAACUACAUCAACGUGGGCCUCAUCUACACCUUCUGCAAGCACCAGAUCUUCUACUCGGACCCUCGCUAUAUCCUGUUCUUCCAUCUGGCUGUGAAUGACAUGAUCCAGACGACCAUCAGCCUCAUCCUCUUCAUGAUCAGUUACAUCCUUUACAGGAUCAGCGUGUCGGCGUGCGCCGCUUUACUCCUGCCGGCCGCCCUCACCAAUGAGAACACGCCCCUCAACCUGGCGUGCAUGGCGGCCGAGUGUUACAUCGCCGUGUGUCUUCCGCUUCAGCACGCUCGCAUCUGUACGGUCAGGAGAACUCUGGCCCUCAUCGCCUUGAUCUGGACCUGCAGCCUCAUCUCCACCCUGCCGGACCUCUUCGUAACGCUGGCCACCGAGCCGCCGGAGUACUUCUCAUCUCGGGUCUUCUGCACACGACUAAACGUAUUCCCCAAUCCGCUGCUGGCUGAGAAGCAGAAAUAUGCGUACCUUAUAUACCUGUUGCUUGUAUGGCCGGUCAUUUUCUUCACAUACUUCAAGAUUUUCUUUGUGGCCCAAUCGGCCAGCAAGGAUGCCAAGAAGGCUCAGAGGACUGUCAUGCUGCACGGUUUUCAGCUUCUGCUGUGCAUGACCACGUAUGCGGUUCCAGCGCUCCAGCAAGCUUUGUUCCGCUGGUUCCCCAAGAACUACUCAGACUCUUUGUUCGGCUGCUUCAUCCUCAUUCAGGUCCUGCCCCGCGCCAUCAGCCCCAUCAUAUACGGCGUGAGGGACAAGUGCUUCAGGAAACACCUCAAACACUACUUGCUCUGCAACUGCGGCCCUGACUCAGCAGAAAUAAAAAGCAAGAACAACGGCACAGCACCAACAACUUAACUAACUACAACUGUGUGUGUGUGUGUGUUCUCGCAUUUAUGAAAUUGAUGCUCCGCUGCAGAGAACACAACAUUUCAUUUCUGCAUCAAGUAAAAAGUCGAAACAAAGUCACCUGGUUGGAAUUCUCGUUCAAUAAAACAGGCGCUUUCUGCUUAA